Molecule: messenger RNA, 1203 nt
Organism: Fraxinus pennsylvanica
Lineage: Eukaryota; Viridiplantae; Streptophyta; Magnoliopsida; Lamiales; Oleaceae
Source: the annotation of a GenBank genome assembly
AUGGGAAACAGUGAGGAAGGGGAGUCUGUUAAGCCCGAGAAAUCAUUGUCACCUGCAACGGACCAGAAUAAUGUUCACAUGUACCCUGAUUGGGCAACAAUGCAGGCAUAUUAUGGUCCCCGAUUCGCUGUACCACCAUAUUUCAACUCUGCUGUUGCUGCUGGUCAUGCUCAACCUAUGUAUAUGUGGGGACUACCACAGUCUAUGAUGAAACCUUAUGGGGCUCCAUAUGCGGCAUUCUAUGCUCAUGGAGGAGUUAAUGCACAUCCUGGAGUUCCCCUAGCUGGUACAUCUUUCAGCACGGACACACGGGCGAAGUCUUCUGGUAACAUGGAUGGAGGCAUGGUGCAAAAAUUGAAAGAAUUUGAUGGGCUUGCAUUCUCAAUUGGCAAUGGCCACAUGGAAAGUGCUGAAGGUCAAGUUGAUCAGAGAGCCUCACGGAGUGAGGAGACUGAAGGUUCUAGUGAUGAGAGCAACGGAAUUACAGCUGGGGCUGGUCAGAAUGGAAAGAAAAGAAGCCGGGAUGGAAGUCCUAACAACAAUGGAAAGAUUCAGACACAAAGCAGUAUGAUUCCCAGCACAGAAGUUCAAUGUUCUGAGAAAACCAUGGAUGCGAUUGUGACUGCAGUUGAUGCAUCUGAACAAUUGAUAGGAAACGUUACUACAGCAUUGGAGCUGAAAAAUACUUGUAACACAAAUGUGAAGCCCAAAUCAACUAGUGUUCCACAAUCUUGUCCACCAAUGCUGAAUGAAGCCUGUGUGCAGAAUUAUCGAGAGAUGAAACGGGAAAGGAGGAAACAGUCUAACCGGGAAUCUGCAAGAAGAUCUCGACUGAGGAAACAGGCUGAGACCGAAGAACUAGCUAUGAGAGUAAAUGCACUAACUUCCGAGAAUCUGACUCUUGAGUCAGAGGUAAAUAAAUUGAAGGAGAGUUCAAAGAAACUGAAGCUUGAAAAUGCUACAUUAAUGGAGAAACUGAAAAAUGCACAACUCGGACAAUCAGAUGAUGCAAGUCUAUAUGAAAUUGAUGACUUAAGGAUGAAACCGAUUGGCACAGUCAACCUACUGGCAAGAGUUAACAACUCGGGUUCUGUUGACGUAAAGGAUGAGGAAAAUGACACGUAUGAGAAAAAAAGCCCCAGAGCAAAGCUUCACCAACUUCUGGAUACAAGCCCCAGGACUGAUGCUGUGGCUGCUCGUUGA